GGGGGCUUGGAGGCAGAUCAAGCUGUCGCCGUCCCCGUCAUUCCUCAUCCUCCUCCCUCCCUCGUUUCCGUUUUUCUGCUCUCUCUUCCUUUUCUUCCCCUCCCCUCUCACAUUCUUCCCUGGUACCCUCGUGUCCUUUCUUUCGCGACCCAUGCUUUCGACAUUCCUAUGGCAGCGUGUCCUUCGGAAAGCUCUUGUGAUCUCUCGCGCCCACUCUCCGGUACACCAUGACUGCAUGAGAAAGCAGGAGCACUCUCCCCCACCGAGCCCCCCCGCCCCCGUCGGAGGCCAGGGGCCAUGGUGAGCGCGGCCCCUCGCGGCUCCCCGGCCACCGCCGCGCUGCUGCAGGCGACGGCCGGCGCUGGCAGCGCGGUGGCCGUGGCGUUCGCGCUGCACCCGCUGGAGCUCACGAAGACCAGGAUUCAGACCGGGCAGGUGAAAGGUCCUCUCGCAUGCUGGGGCCCCGAGAAGACAUACAGUUCGUCACACGCAGGCGCUGCCCUCGGGCCGACAGCUGCCCACAGUCAUACCCGUGAGCGCAACUGGGCGGUGCCACAUGGCGUCCUAUGAGUAUUUCGGUCUGGAGGAAGAAGCGGCGAAGGCGCCGGUCAGUUUAUGUGUGUUCCCCCCCCUCCUGUGUCGGGUGCCCAUUUUGAAUCCGCAGCACCGCGCGCCUCCGGGUCCACCAGCGGGUUGUUCCACGACAUGUAGCGAAAAGGCGAGCUGGAGGAACAUCUCCGGAUACACCAGCUAGUUGUUUUACCUUGAUGUUGUCGUCGUUUUCGUUCACGACCCACCCCGCGAC
This is a messenger RNA of Prorocentrum cordatum, 805 nucleotides long. The record is from the annotation of a GenBank genome assembly. NCBI's taxonomy places the organism in Eukaryota, Dinophyceae, Prorocentrales, Prorocentraceae.